Venturia canescens is the source of this 4046-nucleotide messenger RNA. RefSeq names its product d4 (gene d4). The coding region runs from base 212 to 1816 and encodes 534 amino acids. The record is from RefSeq and is a predicted model, not a curated record. The transcript has 9 exons. Gene Ontology annotation, biological process: positive regulation of transcription by RNA polymerase II. Lineage: Eukaryota; Metazoa; Arthropoda; Insecta; Hymenoptera; Ichneumonidae. Gene Ontology annotation, molecular function: histone H3K4 methyltransferase activity; transcription coactivator activity; histone binding. Gene Ontology annotation, cellular component: MLL3/4 complex.
GUCGUCGCGAUUAUCGGAACGCUCCUCGAUGUUUGGUGUGCGGUGAGUCGGUUUUAUUGACGGACGACGGACGAACGACUGACGAGCGGAGCGUGGGUCCUCACGCAUACAUUUUUUUUCAUUUCCUCGCGUCUUCCCGAAAGCGAGGAAUUUCUUCAAAAAGGUGAGAGACGAGCGGUACAGACAACGUCCGUAUUUAAAACCUGUAACAAUGACGGCGGUCACCGCUCUUCCGUCGUCUCUACCAAUAAUCCAAGUUGUCAAUGAAGCGAAUCUCAGUAAAAUCGAAAGCUUUCUUAAUGACACGGCGUACAGAGAAGCUAUCGAAAACUCCUCGAAUUACAACACCAGAUUGUGUCGAGAACGGAGGUUACGAAUGCCUUUUCUCGACUCGCAAACAGGUGUAGCACAAAAUCAUUCUGCCUUGUUCAUGUCGGCCAGAGAAAGGUUACCAGGCUUGUUACAUGGUCAAAUAUAUACAUAUCCUAGUAAAAGAUGGCGAAAAAAAAGACGUCAGUAUUUAAUGCACUAUCUUCAUCCAAAACGAACGAGAGGCGACAUAGAAGACGGCAUAGAGGGAAUCGAAGGAAGCAUCGCUGGUAUCAACGACGACAGCAAAGAUUCUGUUGCAUUGAAAGACGAGCAUAGUAAAGAUGGCUGGUUUUACGACGAGCAAGACAUGUUAGACAUGGAUGCCUUUGAGGAGCCUGAUCCGGACAGCGACUAUGAUUAUGAGGAGAGUUACAGCGCUAAACGAAAGCGAAGAAGACCACGAGGGGGUGGUCAUCAUCCAGCCAGAAGUCACCCACCCACAACCGACAGUCCAGGACCUAAACGUGCCAAGGGUGGGGGCCGUGGUCGGAAAAAAACCAACUACGAUGUCACCGACUCCGAUAAGCCAUUCGUGUGUGACCUAUGCAGCGCACGGUAUAAAACCAGACCUGGUCUGGUCUACCAUUACGGUCAUUCCCACUCUACUUCCUCCGGUGAUCCUGCUAAGGAACUAAGUCCCAGUCCUGCCGAUGUUGAAUCACGGAGCGUUGCAGACACCGCUGCUUCGGACCAGCCAGGUGGUACACGUCGUGGUCGACAGAGCACUGCUUCCUCGAGUACCUCGACCCCCUCUCCCGCGCCACCAACGACUACAAUAUCGUCGGUUGGUGCUACGGUACAACCCCAGCAACAACAACAGCAACAACAACAACAGUUGCCCCCUGUACAGACUUGCGCUCCUCCAGCUUCGCCUAAUGUCUCAGCUACCAAGGACGACCAACUAAAUCCUGCUGGAUCACCGACCGGUGGUGGUUUAUCCGUGUCCCCGACGUCCCUGAGGCCCGAUGGUACGCCAGCGAGUUCGAGCACGACUGCGUCUUCAUCGACAACCAAUCCCGCGACAACGACCUCGACAACGACAACCUCGUCGACACCAACCGCCACGACCAACGACAAAAAGACCGGAAAAGCUGCAGCUCCGUCACCCUAUUGCGAUUUCUGUCUCGGGGAUACUCGAGAGAAUAAGAAAACCGGUGGCUCCGAGGAAUUGGUAUCUUGCAGUGAUUGUGGCCGUUCAGGGCAUCCAACUUGUUUGCAGUUCACUGCGAACAUGAUCGUUUCUGUCCGCAAGUACAGGUGGCAAUGUAUCGAAUGCAAAUGUUGCUCAAUUUGUGGAACUUCGGAUAAUGACGAUCAGUUGCUGUUCUGUGAUGACUGUGAUCGUGGAUACCACAUGUAUUGUCUGUCUCCGCCUCUUGCAUCUCCUCCCGAGGGUUCCUGGUCGUGUCGCCUCUGCCUAGCAGAAUUUCAUCGACACGAUUGAGUGUGCGUUAGCGCUGAUUAAAUCCUGGAUCAAUUACGACAUGGCGUGUCAAAAGCAGCUAUUAUAAUCUCUUUAUUUUUUAUUUUUUCAACAUUUUUCGAAAUAGUAUGCUUGUUCGUAAUUUACUCGCGGAAUAUUUUCUCUCUCUCUCUCUCUCCUCUCUCCCCCCCCCUCUCUCUUUCUCUCCCAUACUCGUGUGGAGCACACUCGAAGGUUUUUAAAUUUAAUUCUGUAUUUUUUCUCUCUUUUAAACGUAAGACAAAGUGUCGUUCGGACAACUUAGUGAUUGUGUUUCUUUUAACAAUCGAAUGAUUUUUACUCUCUGAAAAGGUGAAUAAAAUAAUAAGAUAGAAUUUUGAAAAUAUUGCAACAAAAGUAAAUGCCUUUGCGACAAGCUGAAUUUUUGACGUCUCAGGCGCUGCUGAUCUCAGACUUACAACUGUAACGUCUAUCAUCCUUGAUAUUGUACAGAUUUUUAUAACGAACUUCCUUAGAUAGAUUUGCGCGACAUUUUUGCCGGGCCCCGUGAAAACAAUUGAGACGAAAAAGGAUAAAACACAUACGGGCUUUCUUCCCAGCGAAGAAAGUCGCAAAAAAUUAUUUCUCAACUUUUUGUUUUUGCUUUCAUCUACUCUCUCAUACAGAAUAAAUUCUGUAGCCAUAAUAAUAGGAGACUGAUUCGCCAAACAACUGAACAACAAAACAGAUUGCUCUAUAAAACGACGUGAGAAUAUUCGUGAGGGAAUAAUGAUAAAAUUAAUGAAAAUAGUCGCGAAAGAUUUAUUCCGAUACUGUGAAUCUGUCAGAAUGAAUGAAAUUAAUGAUAGGCACGACAAUAUUUCCCGCUCAAACGUUUCCGUCUUUUUGUUAAAUCUUUCUCUCUCUCUUUCUUUCAUUCCGUUCUACAUCCGAACUGUGAAUAUUGCGAAUUUUGAAUGAAUCUUAUUUUUGCCUGAUACUAAACAAAAAUUCAUGACCUCCGCAAUUUGCCAAAUGUACUUUUCGCUCGCCAACCAUUAUCGGCGAGUUAUUUUUUCCUCGACGAUGAGAUAUCUCACUCUAUAUUAUUUUUAUAAACAAUAGACAGGAUCUGAAAUGUUUCACAAUGCUGUCACCCGAGAAACUCGUGUAUAACGAUCAUAUUUACAAGCCGUUUCUCGUAUUUGAGGCAGGGAGAAAGAGACGAACAACAGAAUAAGCAAAGAAAAAAAAAAAGAAAAAUGAUCCGAUAAAAAAUUGAAUAAACACGAAGCCUCCGAAGAAGGCCUCUUUCCUGGGUGCUAAACUGAAAUACAAGAAAAAAAUAUUAAUAAAGGUUAAAUAUAUUGAAAAAGAAAAAAAAGAACAAUGAUGAAUCGACAUUAUAAGGAAAAGCCAUAAUACUGAUAAUACUUGCUGUCUCACGAAGUAACACAAAACGUAACGAAAAAAAAAAGCGAAGCAUAGAUAGAAAUUUAUCCGUUCAUCUGUAUUUAUCAUGAUAUUCAAAAAGCUUUCGGACUUAACGAGAAAAAUAUGAAUAAAGGUAAAGAAAUGAAUAAUAAAAUGCAGAGAGUUACGAAAUAAAAGAAUUAAAGUGGUAGCUGCGUAAAUGUAAAACGUGUUUCAUCGAUUCAACAGAUGGCAAGAAAAUGAUAUAUUACCAUUCAAUGUCUUUGGUUGUUGAACUCAGUAUUUUUUUUCUCUCUUCGUAUUUUAUAUGAAAAAAAAAGAAAAGAAAAGAAAAAAAAACAGUAACUAAAAAGGAAGGAGAAAGGUAAUCAAUGAGUGUACUUAAUUUCACAGAAACUGUGCUUUGAUCAUCGUUACUCGAUAUUAUGAAUUCCGUAUGAAAAAUGUGUCACUUUUCCCAUUCCUACCCCGUUUAAUGUUCGAAAAAAAAAUGUUUUCUUCGCCCCCCGCCCCGCCCCGCCCCCUCCUUCGCCGCUCUAUCUCCUGUUUUCUUUUUCAUAUAAUCUUACAAAAGUACCGAUAACGAGACGAACGCAUGGAACUGUACAUUAAUAGUCAUCGAAAUCAUGUAGCAUAUACAUACAUUUAUUUAUAUAUAUUUAUCGACAUAUAUUUAUAUAUAUAAAUAGAAGUCUAUAUAUAUAUAUAGAUAUAUAAACGAUAAUUGUUUUUAAGUUGAGUUUAAAGUGAGCCCCGAGAUUCAAUUUUUAUACCGCUUAUUUUCAACACGAUGUAUGCAAAUGAGAAAACAAAAAUAAAUAUUAGUUUCUGAAAAAUC